Nematocida homosporus is the source of this 1605-nucleotide messenger RNA. Its product is annotated as transcription elongation factor SPT5. The transcript has a single exon. Gene Ontology annotation, molecular function: mRNA binding; structural constituent of ribosome. Gene Ontology annotation, cellular component: DSIF complex; ribosome. The record is from RefSeq and is a predicted model, not a curated record. The coding region runs from base 1 to 1605 and encodes 534 amino acids. Lineage: Eukaryota; Fungi; Microsporidia. Gene Ontology annotation, biological process: regulation of transcription by RNA polymerase II; translation; transcription elongation by RNA polymerase II.
AUGUCUAAGAGAAAGCGCAUUGAUUCAGAUAGUGAAGAUGGCCAAUAUAAAAGUAACAAGUUUGUCGAUGUUGAAGCUUCAGAGUCCGAUGAUGAAGAUGAAGGUUUAAGUGAUUUUAUUAAUGAAAUAGCUGAAGAGGCCGAGUCAGAGUCACUUAUUGCUGAUACGGAAGAGUCGGGCGAGGAAGCAGAGCCCGUAGAAGCGGCUGAAUCUGAGUCGGAAGGAUCAGAAGAACCAUUUGAGGAGUAUACUAAAAAGAUUGAGCGAAGGUACAGUGCAGCUGAAGCCCGAUUAGAAACAGAAGAGGUUCCUCAGCAAAUGUUAUUACCAACUGAUAAGCAUCCACGACUUUGGCUAAUCAGAUGUUUACCUAAAAAGGAAAAGUCUUUGGUUUUAACUAUUAUGCGUAAAGUUGUUAAUUCAGAAACAACAGAUAGUCCUAUUAAUAUUACUGGUGUUCUUUUCAAUGAAUCGGCGCCAGGAUAUAUCUAUGUAGAAGCCUAUCAAAAACAACAAGUUCUUCAGGCGAUUGAAGGAGUUACAGGAGCUUUUCGUACUACUAUUGUGCAAGUUCCAGCUAAGGAGAUGGCUGAUGCCCUGAUAGUUAGUGAAACUGAUCCUAUUGUUUAUAAACCGGGUAGUUUACAAUGGCUUACUAAAGGUAGAUAUGCAGGCGACUUAGUGCAAGUAGAAGGACCUGGCCAGGAACGGGGUAUGGUAGCUGUUCGGAUUGUUCCCCGACUUGGUGCCCAGAAUAAGCAAGCUCUAUUCAGUCCCGAAGACUACCAUCCUUCUGAAGUCUAUAAAGUAGCCAAGAACAGUUAUGUUUAUAAGAAAGAGACUUAUACCGAUGGAUAUUUACUUAAAGACGUACCUACGGCCCAUUUAGUCCAGACGCCUACACCAACAACUGAGGAAAGAAGUUGGUUUAGUGAAGGAUCGGUGAAAGAGCCCGUCCGUGUGGCUAAAGGCGAGUUUGUAGAAGUAAUUCAAGGGGCACUUAAAGGUGCUUCUGGAAUUGUCAUCAGUACGGGUUCAGAUGAAGUUUUGAUUAAGAUUGGUGAAAGGAAAGUAGCUCUAUCUCUUUUUGAAGUCCGUAAGAGAUAUGCUGUAGGAGAUGAAGUUAUUGUUGUUUCUGGUCGUAAAAGAGGUAAAAGUGGGUUUAUUCUAGGCUUAAAUGGUGAUCAUGUUCGUAUUGCUAUUGAUGGGUUUUCCGAAGAAAUUGAAGUUCAUAGUGAUGAGAUUAAACUAGGUAGUGUUCCUACUGAGCGAGUUGCACCGGCCAAGAGUCUUAUUAGAGAAAGAAGAGAUCCAUUACUCAACCGAUCCGGUUCAAUCAUUGCCGGUGAGCAUAAAGGUAAACGAGGUAUUGUUAAGGACGUGCAAGGCAGUACUCUCCGGAUUCAACUCAUUGCUAAUCUUAAGUACGUCACUGUCCCUCGUGACUAUUUCGAGCAACAAAAGAGAUCCGGCCCCACCCGUACUCCCCACCAUCCCGAAAGAAGGUUCCAUGAAGGCAAUACCACUCCAAUCCAUGAGGGCAAUACCACUCCCGUCUCCCAUCCCAUCGAUUCUACUCCCCAUGAAUACCCCGACUUCUCCUAA